Branchiostoma belcheri (Belcher's lancelet) is the source of this 701-nucleotide messenger RNA. RefSeq names its product late histone H2B.L4-like. Bases 114 to 515 code for a protein of 133 amino acids. Lineage: Eukaryota; Metazoa; Chordata; Leptocardii; Amphioxiformes; Branchiostomatidae. Gene Ontology annotation, cellular component: nucleosome. The record is from RefSeq and is a predicted model, not a curated record. The transcript has 4 exons. Gene Ontology annotation, molecular function: DNA binding; protein heterodimerization activity; structural constituent of chromatin. Gene Ontology annotation, biological process: nucleosome assembly.
UCCGCGAGAAUUUCUGUCGACGUGGCAGGGCGAACAUCGCGAUUUCAGAGAUCAACACGGACUAGUUUUCAGUUUGAUAUUUCAGCGCACAAGCUUUACCCAACAAGGCUAGAAUGCCGCCAAAACCCGUUAAUCACAACAAUAACAAGGUCCGAGCUGACAGUCCCUCUGCACCUGACUCUACCCCGAGCCCGAGGCCUCAUGGGAAGGCACGCCGACGUCAUCACCGGAACCGGAAAGAGACCUACAACAGUUACAUCUACAAGGUGUUGAAACAAGUUCACCCGGAUGUUGGGAUCUCCAGUAAAGCCAUGAACAUCAUGAACUCCUUCGUGAAUGACGUGUUUGAGCGGAUGGCUGGCGAGGCCUCCCGACUGGCGCACUACAACAAGAAACAAACCGUCUCUAGUCGGGAGAUCCAGACAGUUGUGCGUCUGCUGUUGCCUGGUGAGCUGGCCAAGCACGCUGUCAGCGAGGGGACCAAGGCCGUCACCAAGUACACUAGCACCAAGUAAACCUGACCCAGUCAGCGGGUUAAGAGAGUCUCCUAGCGGUAUCAUUUAUACUGCACGUUGUUGUUACAACAAGACGAUGGUGACCGUCUCUCUAUGUUCUUGCUUUUGUAACGUCUUUAUAGUUAUUCUGACAUCUUGAUACUUAUUUUGUAGCAUAUAUGCUUCUAUGUGCGCUAUUAAAUGGCU